Naegleria lovaniensis is the source of this 327-nucleotide messenger RNA. RefSeq lists its product as uncharacterized. The record is from RefSeq and is a predicted model, not a curated record. Gene Ontology annotation, molecular function: ubiquitin-protein transferase activity. Lineage: Eukaryota; Heterolobosea; Eutetramitea; Acrasida; Naegleriidae. The coding region runs from base 1 to 327 and encodes 108 amino acids. The transcript has a single exon.
AUGCGAAGGAAUACCAUGUACAAAGGAUUUUCAGAAAAUGACACUACGAUCAUUGAUUUUUGGAAUAUUAUUGAAUCAUUUUCAAACGAUAAGCAAAGAAAGCUUUUACAAUUCAUCACAGGAUCCAACAGAGUACCCUUUGAAGGCUUCUCUAAACUGUCUCCCCUUCUCACCAUUCAAAAAAUCGACGAUGACACAAACAAAUUGCCAUCAGCUAGCACUUGUUUCAAUUUAUUGAAACUUCCUGAUUAUAACAAUGACAACAUGUUAAAAAACAAACUUGAAAUUGUGCUCGAGGAAGGUUUAACAGGAUUUUCAUACUCUUAA